This is a messenger RNA of Papaver somniferum (opium poppy), 1248 nucleotides long. Its product is annotated as PKS-NRPS hybrid synthetase CHGG_01239-like. NCBI's taxonomy places the organism in Eukaryota, Viridiplantae, Streptophyta, Magnoliopsida, Ranunculales, Papaveraceae. The record is from RefSeq and is a predicted model, not a curated record. The transcript has a single exon. The coding region runs from base 1 to 1248 and encodes 415 amino acids.
AUGGCGUGUGAAAGAUUUGGGGUGUUUAAAAGUGUUAACAGAACUAUUGUUUGCCAAAAUACAGUAGCUCGACGUCAAAGAAGAAAACCGAGGAAGACGGGAACAAAGAAAUGUAAUUUUCCUUUUCGGUUGAGGAUCACAUGUGUUGAUGGAAAAAACUGGAAAUUAUGGGUUUUUCAGGGCCAACACAAUCACUCCCCUUAUGACACACUAAUUGGCCAUUCAUUUUCGGGUAGGUUAAAUCCUGAGGAAAAAGACUUGUGCAUUUCUCUGUCAGUUAAUGGAGUCAAACCGGCUCUAAUUUUAUCUACUAUGAAAAGUCGCCAUUCCAAGAAUGUCUCAACUGCAAGGACAAUAUACAAUGUCAAGUCCAAAUUCAGGAUAAAAGCAAUGGAGGGGCGAACGAAGAUGCAGAAAUUAUUGCAGUUAUUAGACGUACACCAUUAUGUAACGUCGAACAAAAGAGAAACAAAUUCAGGAAGAGUGUUAGAAUUAUUUUGGUCACACCCGGAUGGUUCUAAGCUUGCUCAAUGUUUUCCCACCGUGCUCCUACUAGAUUGUACUUAUAAAACGAAUCGUUGGUCUAUGUCGCUAUUUCAUGCUGUUGGUGUGACACCUACCUCUCUAAGUUUCACAAUUGCGUACUGUUUUAUGUCUGCAGAGAAGACCGAGAAUUACAUCUGGGCUCUACAACAAUUAAGGCAGUUGUAUUCAUCUAGUAAUCUUCCAUCGGUAAUAGUCACAGAUGACGAUCAACAACUACAGAAUGCUGUAAAUCUAAUCUUUCCUGAAGCUACACGACUUUUAUGUACUUACCACAUCUCAUGUAACGUGUCUUCCCAUUUCGAGAAGGAUAUAGCCAGCAGCAUAACGGAAGAUCUUGAAGAUAUUAAACAAGAUUGGGAAACUUUAUGGAGGUUUGCAGACCAUGCACUGUACGAGAUUAAUUUAGCUUACUUUCUCAAGGCUUGGAGCAUGCUAUAUCCCACCACAGUAAGUUAUUUGCGUACUCAAUGGUUGGCUCGUAAAGAACAGUUUGUUUAUGCAUUGACAAAUAAUAUUCUACACUUGGGUAAUACAACUACAAACCGAGCUGAAAGCGAACAUGCGGCACUAAAGAAUUUUCUCCGGUGCUCAACUGGUGAUUUUCUCAAAUGUUGGCAAGAUAUGGACAACCAAUGGGUAACACGAGUCAUCAACAUUCGAGCUUCAUUAGAAAAGCAAAACCGUUGCUGUACACGUAUAUAA